Messenger RNA from Dermatophagoides farinae (American house dust mite), 2728 nucleotides. NCBI's taxonomy places the organism in Eukaryota, Metazoa, Arthropoda, Arachnida, Sarcoptiformes, Pyroglyphidae. The record is from RefSeq and is a predicted model, not a curated record.
UGGAAAUGAAAAAUGAGAAACAACCAGAAAAAUCAUCAUCAUCAUAUAAUAAUAAUAAUAAUGAUGAUGACAAUAUAAAACGGAAAGAUUCGUCACAGGAAGAGAUUGUACAGAAAUUAAUGAAUCAAGUUCAAUCUUAUAUAAAUGAAUGUUUUGAAAUGGAAGAGAUGCCAGAAAAAAAUACUAAUAAUAACGAUUCAUCCACAUCAUCAUCAUCAUCGAAACCAGUGAUUAAUCAAGAUUUAUCAUCAGUUGCCAUUUUGCCAAUUGAAGUGAAUAAUCAACAACAGAUAGUUGAAACAAAACCACAAUUUAAUGUGACACCAGUCAAUAACAAUAACAACAACAACAACAACAACAGCAGAGUGAUGACAAUACCAUCAAUUCAUAUUACGAAUGAACAUGGACAAGAUAGAAGAAUCAGUAUCGAUAUAAAUCAUCAAAAUAAUAAUAAUAAUGAUACACAAACAUCCAUGGAUAAUAACAACAACAACAACAACAACAACAACAAUUCUUCAUAUAAACAACAAAAACAACAACAAAAAGUGGCAGUUGUGAUUAAAAAUGUAUCAUUUUCAUAUACGAAAAAAACAAAUGUUUUAUCCAACAUUAAUUUGGUUGUUCCAAAAGCUCAAAUAUUCGCAUUACUAGGUGCGAGUGGUUGUGGCAAGACAACAUUAUUGAGGAUAAUAUUGGGUCGAUUAAAACCGAAAAAAGGUGAUGUACAAGUAUUCGGUGCACGACCAGGUGGAAUUCAUUCGAAUAUUCCAGGCAGUGGUGUUGGUUUUAUGCCACAAGAAUUGGCAAUGUUUCCAUCAUUCACUAUAGCCGAAACAUUAUACUAUUUUGGUUUAUUACAUCACAUUCCUAAAGAUGAAAUUAUCAAACGGACAGAUUUUAUGAUCGAACUAUUAAAUCUACCGCCUAAAGAUCGUAAAAUUGAACAAUGUAGUGGUGGUCAACAACGUCGUGCAUCGAUUGCAUUAACAUUAUUUCAUUCACCACCAUUAUUAAUAUUGGAUGAACCAACUGUUGGUGUUGAUCCAUUAUUACGACUUAAAAUUUGGCAAUACUUAGAAUAUUUAUGUAUCAAUAAUCGAAUGACCAUCAUAAUUACCACACAUUAUAUUGAAGAAUCACGUAGAGCCAAUAAUUUAGCAUUCAUGCGUUUCGGUAGAAUUUUGGCACAAGAUUCACCAGAUUCAUUAUUACAGAAAUAUAAUACAACCGUAUUGGAAGAUGUUUUCUUACAGCUAUGUCAACAUGAUUGUGGUGAAAUUAAACAAAAACAUUCAUUGAAAAAACAAGAUUCAUCUAAAGAACAGACUGACAUCUAUGAACCUGAAUUGGAACAAAUUCGUUCAAAAUUUUAUAAUUUUACUGUUGAUAAAAUCCGAUUGAAAGCAUUAUUCUUUAAGAAUAUUGUCAAUCUCAAAAGGAAUCCAUUAUUAUUCUUUUUCUUUCUAUUAUUACCUACUAUACAAAUUGUUCUAUUCUGCAUAUCAGUAUAUAAAUCUCCUGAUAAUAUUGAGGUUUCAAUUUUUAAUAAUGAUACAAAACCACUUUCGAAACGAUUUCUGGAUCUAAUUGAUGAACGAUUAUUACGUGUAAACCAUUAUAAUUCAUUAGAUGAAGCAAUACAAACGGUAAUCAAUGGAAAAGCAUGGCUGGCUAUCGAAAUGAGUGAUAGAUUUUCUGCAGCUUAUCGGCGUCGUGCAAAGAAUCCAUCGGAUUUAAGUGAACAAGAUUUUAAUAAUAGUAAAAUCAAAUUAUAUCCCGAUCAAACGGAUAAUUUCAUACACAAUGUUAUUGAUAAUUCAUUGAUGAAUUCAUAUCAGAAAUUUGUUGAAAAUAUUGCCGAAUCAUUUGGAUAUAAUCCUAGUACUGUGAGAAUACCGGUAAUGGUGCAAGAAGUUGUACAUGGAAAAUUAGAUCUAGAAAAUGGUUAUGUACUUUUGGACAAUUUGAUUGCCGGUUCAUUGGUGGCUAUUAUUUAUACAACACCAUUAUUAAUGUCCGGUAUGGUAUUGGUGAUGGAAAGAAAAGAUAAUAUUAUUGAAAGAACAUUUGUCAAUGGUGCUACAUCCAUAGAAGUAUUUUUAACACAUUUGAUUACAUUAAUGUUAAGUCUGAUUAUUCAAGUGAUCAUUUUAUUGUUUGUUGCAAUAAUUGUAUUCGAUGUGUCAGUAUUGGGACCAUUAAGUGAAGUUUAUCUGAUGUUAUAUUUACAAGGUUUAACCGGCAUAUUUAUCGGUCUACUUAUAUCGGCAAUAUCGAAAAAUGAAAUUGUUGCUUUGUUACUAUCACUUGGUAUGGUAUUUCCAUUAUGGAUGAUAAGCGGUGUAUUCUGGCCACUUGAAUCAAUUGAUGCAUGGUUACAGAAAAUAUUCUGGAUGGCACCAUUAUCCUAUCCAAUUCGUUCAACACAUCAUAUGUUUAGACGUGGAUGGACAUUUGCUCAACAUGAAGUUUUUAUGGGAUAUGUCAGUAGUUUUAUUUAUAAUAUUAUUCUACUGGUUACAAACGUCCUCGUCUUUCAUUUUACCUCACAAUAGUAUUUUUAUUUUCAUUUUCAUGAUUUUUUUUUACAUAUUGCAACUUUUUUUACUAUUUCUCGUUGAGCUUACGUUUUUCAAUGUAUUUGAGAAAAACAGAAACGGAAAAAAAUAAAUCAUCAACACCAGAAUUUUUAAUCAUCAUGAACAAAACGAAACAAAACAAAACAAAA